Molecule: messenger RNA, 1973 nt
Organism: Phialemonium atrogriseum
Lineage: Eukaryota; Fungi; Ascomycota; Sordariomycetes; Cephalothecales; Cephalothecaceae
Exons: 8
Coding region: 100-1782 (560 amino acids)
Cellular component (GO): ribonucleoprotein complex; nucleus; cytosol
Molecular function (GO): poly(A) binding; mRNA 3'-UTR binding; poly(U) RNA binding
Source: RefSeq, a predicted model, not a curated record
UGGCACUGACAUCGCCCAACGCCGAGCUUCCGGACUGCCUGUCGUGUCUUCAUACCCGGAAAGCGGCGUGUGGACGCGUCAUAUCUUCGAGACUUGCAAAUGGCAACCCGAAGUUAUCAGGCCGGUCCCAUGCCGGCUGACAUGGGAAAUAACAAUCGAAAAUACUCUGGUUACAUGAAUGGCACUACUCAUGCUGCCCCAGCCCAGACCGAUGCCCCGGUCCAGCAUGCCAAUCAUCAGGUUGGCCACCACCCGGACAGCCUAGGAACUGUGAUGAGCCAGUUCUCUUCUCUGUCCAUCCCUGGUGGCCACAUCCCCGCUGGAUCUGGUUUGACUCAGAUGUCCAUCCAUCACCCGUAUAUUGCUGCUCCAGAGGGAGCUAUUGCCUACACUGGCUACGGAGUCCCUGUCCACCUUGGCAACGCAUCUCAGAUUCCAGAUGGCUACCCGGCAGCAGCUUUUGCACCACAGUAUUCUGUCUCUGGAGUCACUGGGGCGUAUGCCUCCUACCCUAUGCCCUAUCCGAUGAUGCCUUUUACUCCUGGACGCUCAGUUUCCUAUGGUGACCACAACAACGAGGUUCCUGGCCUCGACUACCGUCGUGGAUCGUACUCUACGACGGAAUCGACCCCGGCGACUCCAUUUUUUGGUAGUGCUUCGGACCGAGGCAGUGCAGCUCGAAUUGCUGUGAUGCGUUCGGCAUAUAACACCCCGUCCCCUGACCAUGCUCAGGUGAUUGGUGGCUUUGAUCGCACUCCUGUCACCAAAGCCCCAACCAUCUCAGACGUGGACUUGGACGCCCUCCUGAAGCAGAACCCUGCUAUUCCACGUGCUGUCCCAGCAGUCUUCACGCCUCCUCAGCACAUGAAGACCCUUGAACAGUGCCUCGAGAACCGCAUCGUCGGCAACCGCAAUGUCUACAUUCGUGGACUCCACCCGACCACGGACGAUGAGUUGCUCCUCCGCUACGCCCAGAGAUUUGGCGAGGUGGAGCAGUCUAAGGCCAUCAUCGACACAGCAACUGGAGCUUGCAAGGGCUUUGGAUUUGCCAAAUUCACCGAUGUCCGCAACUCUGAGAAUUGCAUCCGGGGUUUCUACCGGCUCGGCUACGAAGUUCACUUUGCAAAGGAGAGCUUCAACGCUCGUCUGAAGGCAGAAGGUGAUGAGAAUAGUACCAACCUCUACCUCUCCAAUCUGCCGAAGCGCUUGACCGAGACUGAACUGAAUGCAAUCUUUGUCGGGUAUAAUGUCAUCUCAAGCAAGAUCCUCCGUGAUAGCAUGGGCAACAGCCGUGGUGUUGGAUUUGCUCGCUUUGCAACUCGUGAGGAGUGCGAGGACAUCAUCAACAAGUAUCACGGUAUCGCAGUCGGCGAUGAGGCCAUGCUUAUGCAAGUCCGAUAUGCCGAUACUCCUGCCCAGAAGGAGCUGAAGCGGAUCACUGCCGAACGUCGCCAGUUCCGCACCAACGAGUACAAUAUCGGUGCCUAUGGCACUGCUGAUGUUGGAAUUCAUCCUUCCAUCUACUCGCAGACCUCCUGGAAUCGACGCCACAUCGCCGGGGCUAACAAUUCCUCCGUACAACAUGUAGCUAGGACGUCGCAACUUUUGCCGACGAUUACUCGUGAUGGAGCGCAACUGGGCGGACAGCAGAGCCCAACCGUGCCGGGCACUCCGCCUCCUAACGAUGAAUCAGAUGACGAGAGUGUUACCGUAGCCGAAUCCCAUAGCGUCACCCACGGAAGCACGCAGUCAUCUCCCGUACCAAAAAAGGAGAAGGCCUGAAACGGUUGUCCUGGCACUGCACUUAACAUCAAUACCUUGCUUUCUCUAUUGCAUUGGACUGGGCCCCGGGUGAUACGAUUGUUUUGGUAUCCUGUAUCUUCAUUCUGCUAUCACCAUUAUGUGGGGGGUGGGGGGGGCUCGGGGUUUGAGACGGAAGGCUGUUGCAAUUCCCCGUAUCUUAACUUUUUGAC